AUGUCCACCGGUAUUCAGUUCACUUACUCAUGCCCCCGCUUCGCGCUUCGACAGACUACUAGCAUCGACAUUUUGGUUAGAGUUUCAACGUUACGACGAUUCCCAGCUGAUCGAACUUGCCGACAUCGAAGCGUUGGCAUCGUUGUGCCGCUUGUUCUAUACUACGUACAACGUUUCAACUCCACUUUCCUUGCUGGACGACGGCAAUUCUUUCUUACAAGCAACUCCAAGGCACCUACCCAAAUUUUCAAGCUCCGCACAACACAGAAACGGAAGCCCGCUGGCAGACCUGAUCGAGAAGAUUCCCAUACCUGGCUCACACCGAAUCACACGCGCACCCGGACAUAA
Molecule: messenger RNA, 348 nt
Organism: Somion occarium
Lineage: Eukaryota; Fungi; Basidiomycota; Agaricomycetes; Polyporales; Cerrenaceae
Source: the annotation of a GenBank genome assembly